Closterium sp. NIES-65 is the source of this 299-nucleotide messenger RNA. The record is from the annotation of a GenBank genome assembly. Lineage: Eukaryota; Viridiplantae; Streptophyta; Zygnematophyceae; Desmidiales; Closteriaceae.
GAGUCUCAGCACUCUUUGCCUCCUCCUCCGCGAUCUUCGACGCAUCUGUAGCUUCUUUCCUCUAUGCCUCCUCAUCUGCAAGCUUCGACGCCUCUGCAGCCUCCUUCUUCUCCUCCUCCGUCGCUGGCUUCGAUGCCUCUGCAGCCUCCUUCCUCUUCGCCUCCUCCUCCGCAAUCUUUGACGCCUCUGGAGUCUCCUCCUUAUUCGCCUCCUCCUCCGCGCUCUUCGAUGCAUCUGCGGCCUCCUUCCUCUUCCCCUUCUCGUCCGCAAGCUUCGAUGCCUCCUCCAGAUUCCUCUAA